UGAACAUUAAAGGUUUUAUGGUGCCGAACCCAAAGCAGCAGCGAACACAAAGUGCAGAGAACUCAGACUUACACCUAGAAAACUCCUGAGUCCCGCCGGACGAUGAGUGUUCCUCGGAGCGAAACAUCGCUGGACGCCCUGCAGUGCCACUUCACCUGGGAUCUGGAUCCCAGCAGGUCCAAACUUUUCCGUAUCAGGGACAAGCUGCAGGACAUCGGCACCGAGGAGGGAUACAACUGGCUGGGUCACAUUUACAACCUGCAGGGCUACAUCCACUUCCAGCUGGGGUCCGUCGAUGAUGCCAGGACAUUCUUCAGCCGGGCCGCAGAGGCCUUCCGCCAGGUGAGAAACACCGUCUCCGACGAGGGUCCCUGGCUGGUGGUGAACUACGGGAACCAGGCUUGGCUGCACCAUCGUCAGGGAGAAGAAGCAGAGAGUCGGGCUUGUCUGUCAAAGGUCGCCGCCCUGAUGAGCGAAUACCCAUCUCCAUCGCAGGACGAGCUCCAUCCGGAGGUCCACGCCGAAAAGGCCUGGACGCUGAUGAAGUUCAGCAGAGAAAAAAAGCUGCUGGCUGCCGAUCACUUCCAGAGAGCCAUCAGGAUGCAGCCGGACGUGGUGGAGUGGCAGACCAGCCACGUGUUAGCAUUAGCAAAUUGCUUCAAACACUGCAACCUGAGGGCUGACAUCUUGGAGAAAAUGAAAAUUGCCAAGGGUCACGAUCCGGAGAACUUGUACCUCGCUGCUCUCUACCUGGAGGCAUGCGCCAGGGGAGGACAGAAAAUAGAAGAUGAAGCGCGAGCGCUGGCCAGGAGGGUUUUGAAUAAGCCAGUCAGCAGCUACAGUGGAAUCAAACCACUGAUCAGGCUGUACACAGUCUAUGUAUCCAUGGAUGAGGCUAUUGAUUUGGCAGAGGGGGUUUUGGAACGGCAUCCAGACGAACGUUAUCUGAAAAGAUGUGUUGCAAUCUGCUACAAAAUGAGAAUCCUUCUAAACAGGGACAGUCCGCUGGAGCACAGCAUGGUGGACAGAGCGAUCAGCCUCUACAGGGAAGUGAUUCCUCUUUACCCGGAUUCUUCACUCAAAAGAAAAAUAUCUCUCGCAACCAUUUAUGCAAAGUCAAAUCACAGGCAAGCCGCAGCUGAGCAGAUGUUCGGAGAACUGCUAGAAAGUGACCUGGACCCCAAAGGGGCACAGAUGCUUUACAACUGCUACGCUAAGCAUUUACAUUUCACUCAGAAGGAGAGUCACCGGUCCAUCCAAUACCACAUGAGGGCGGCAGCGAUACCGCAACGAUCUCUGUACCGUGACAACAGCGUCAGUAUCCUGGAGAGGAUUCGAGAAAGAAACAGAAACAGAAUGUGUGGAGAAAUAGGGGAGUUUCUGGCAAACCUGAAACUCUAAUGGUGCGUUCACACCAAACGCAAUGAGGUUACAUACAAGGUCAAUGCAAAGAUGCAUGGGGAAUAUUUGCGUGACGCAACGUUGCGAAAGCUAAUCAGCGUUGAGAUCCUCCCGACGUCUCAGUCUGACAGAAAAUAUGCAGAUAUUCACAGCUUGUGUUUCCUUGCGUUACUCGCGUGAGUAAGCACAGAUGAUCCGGUGGCUGAACUCACGCGAGUGACGCAACAUGAAAAUUCUCUUUGAGUUUGGUGUGAACGUUGCAUCAGAGUCUGAAAUGAAGAGGGCGACAUUUACUGAGUAGAGUGUACAACAACAGCAGAUCUGGAUCCAGAAUAACGUCAGUUUUCAUGGCCUGGAAAAGAAAUGAUCUACUCACGCAUUCAUUCUUUAACACACUAUCUUUUUUUUCCAAAGCAUGAAUUGAAAUUUUUUUUCAGGUCGGAAAACAAUCAAUUAGUUGUAAGAUCUGAACAAUUUUGAAUCACAAGUUGAUCUCAAAAGACCCUCAGUUCAUAUAAGGCAAAACUAACACAAAACAUCCCCGUUAACUUUGAAAUAAACAUAUUUUUUCAAUGAGA
This is a messenger RNA of Scophthalmus maximus (turbot), 1979 nucleotides long. RefSeq names its product interferon-induced protein with tetratricopeptide repeats 1-like. The record is from RefSeq and is a predicted model, not a curated record. Gene Ontology annotation, biological process: defense response to virus. Lineage: Eukaryota; Metazoa; Chordata; Actinopteri; Pleuronectiformes; Scophthalmidae. Gene Ontology annotation, cellular component: cytosol. The transcript has 2 exons. Bases 103 to 1401 code for a protein of 432 amino acids. Gene Ontology annotation, molecular function: protein binding.